AUGAAUCAAACUUCCUCCACAACGGGAACGAGCUUUCAAGCCAACAACGCUCCUUAUACAUCGAUCAACGGGAACCAAACAUUCUUCACGGACACACAGGACGCAGAAUUGACCGACGUGGUGGUCAGAGGUGCCGACACCUUCCCGCCGGGCGCCUUGCCUUAUGGCUCGAGCGUCAACUUUGGCAAUGGCUCAGUUGGUAUUAGGGUCCACAAUGCCGCCAUUACCGCGUACACAGGGAAUGGGCAAAACGUGAACCUCACAGAAUUUUCCUCCUAUUCUACCCUCCGCGCCCCAGGGUCACCCCGGAGGUCCUCUAUUACUUCGCAUUAUCCUCGUAAAGAAAUAACCCCCCUCCAUCAUCCAGGAUAUCCCGCCACUGCACCGAGUACUGGGCCCCCACCAACAAUGAUGUUCCAACAACAAUAUACAGCAUCCAGUGGGUCCAACGUAUCCAGUGGGUCCAACGUGGCCCAUUUGACGAUCGCUAGCCAAGCUCCCUUGCCCAGUAGUACCAAUAUGCAUCCUUCAGCGAGCACCGCUCCAUACACGACUUCGUCGUUCUACGCCAUGACCCCGAUGCCAUCCCCAACCCCACUUCCACCGCAAGGGACACCUUCAAGGGGCUCAGGCCGCGGUCACUAUCCACACACCCCAUCCAGCACCCAUGGGACGCAUAGCUCGACGCAUAAUCCCUCCAGGCGCCACCGUGCUUGA
Molecule: messenger RNA, 717 nt
Organism: Cyclocybe aegerita
Lineage: Eukaryota; Fungi; Basidiomycota; Agaricomycetes; Agaricales; Hemipholiotaceae
Source: the annotation of a GenBank genome assembly